AUGAGAAGGCAAGCGCUCCAGCUGCUCGGCCGCGCGCUGCGCACUUCCGCCCCGAGCGCUCCGCCGCUCCGUCGCCCUCAGCUCGCCGCCGUGGGAGGCUGGAGAUCCGGUGGAGCGCCGGCGGGGUUCUUCUCCACCGACGCCGCUGCAGGUGCGUCCGCGGCUGCCGGCGCGGCGCAGGGCGGUUCCAAGUCCCAGGCGGCUAAGGCUGUGUCUUCCGCCGCGGCGCAGGGAGGUUCCAAGCCCGCGGCGGCUGCGGCGGUGGCACAUGGGUCCGGUGGCGGCAGCGAAGGGGGCGGGCAGGAUGGGAAGUCGGAGCAGGACAAGGGGAGGUCUGUCCGAGGAGGGCCCGUGUCGUGGUUGAGCUUUCUUCUGCUUCUCGUCACCGGAGGAGGAAUCAUAGUCUACUACGACAAGGAAAAGAAGCGUCAAAUUGAAGAGUUGAAGAACAAAACAAAUUCUGUAAAGCCAGCACAGACAGUAGGCACUGCUGCUAUUGGUGGUCCAUUCAGUCUUCUAAAUCAUGAUGGGAAACCUGUCACUGAAAAGGACUUCUUGGGUAAAUGGACGCUGCUAUAUUUUGGGUUCACACAUUGCCCUGACAUUUGUCCAGAUGAACUCCAGAAGAUGUCUGCUGCUUUGAAUAAGAUCAAGGAAAAGGAAAAACUAGAAAUUGUGCCAGUAUUCAUCUCUGUUGAUCCUGAAAGAGACACUGUCGAGCAAGUCCAUGAUUAUGUCAAAGAAUUUCAUGAAGAUCUAAUAGGACUUACUGGUACCUCUGAGGAGAUAAGGAAGGUUGCUCGUGCUUACCGAGUUUACUAUAUGAAGACAGAAGAGGAGGGUUCUGACUACCUUGUUGACCAUUCCAUUGUCAUGUACUUGAUGAACCCGAAAAUGGAAUUUGUUAAAUUCUUUGGGAAGAACUAUGAUGAGGAUACCCUUGCUCAAGGCAUCAUUAAGGAAAUCCGAGAGCACAAGAGCAGCUGAAACUCUGCGCUUCAUUUUGACCAGACACUAUUUAGAACUGUUCUCAAAUAAGAAGACCUCAAUGAUGCUACUGGCUAUCUACUGUUAGUUCGUUCUGGAAUUUUGAGGCCUUACUACAAUCAUUAUUUAUUAUGUUGAGACCUCUAGUUAGCAGAUUUUGGUUGUAGGAUGAGAGAAUUGAAACAACUUCGCUCUUUUUGUGUGUUUGAGAAAUUCAUCAUCAUGGCGUAUAAUUUUCCUUUGGGCAAACAGUCAUUAUGAUGUUUCAUGGACAAUUCUGCUACUUGGGUCUAACCUUGAAUUUUUCAUUUUCUCUAUGAUUGCUCAGUAA
Lolium rigidum is the source of this 1318-nucleotide messenger RNA. RefSeq names its product protein SCO1 homolog 1, mitochondrial-like. The transcript has 7 exons. The coding region runs from base 1 to 987 and encodes 328 amino acids. Gene Ontology annotation, biological process: mitochondrial respiratory chain complex IV assembly. The record is from RefSeq and is a predicted model, not a curated record. Lineage: Eukaryota; Viridiplantae; Streptophyta; Magnoliopsida; Poales; Poaceae.